UCGUGCAUUCUUGCGCGUGGAACUCGUGUCUUUGGUAUCCUAGAAAAUAUUUCUAACUCCUACCGUCCCUACUGUAAAUUUGUUAAAAUUAAUACAAAUGGCGGCCCCCGGAGGAACAUCCUCCGCGCAGGUAGUGAAGGAAAUCGUAUCCCUGCCAAAACCUCGACGCAUUUUAUUAUUCAGUGGAAAACGAAAAUCUGGGAAGGAUUACAUCACCAAUAUUUUACAGGAUAGAUUCGACAGCUCGCAAUGUGUGACGAUAAAGAUAUCGGGGCCCAUAAAAUCUCAUUGGGCAAAAAGUUUGCACCUCGACUUGAAAGAGUUGCUCGGAGAUGGCGAGUACAAAGAAAGGUACCGGCAGAAAAUGAUUUUGUGGGGUGAAGAAAUGAGGAAGAAGGACUACGGUUACUUUUGCCGAGCUGCUAUCGACAUGUACAAUGCUCACGACGUACCGAUGUGGAUAGUGAGCGAUGUCAGACGCAAAACCGACAUCCGAUGGUUCUCUGAAAAUUUCAGUGACACUUGUAAAACAAUUAGAAUCACUUCCAAUGAUGAAGUCCGAAGAAAGCGUGGAUGGAUUUUUACACCAGGUGUUGACGACGCAGAAUCUGAGUGUGAUUUAGAUGACGUUAACGAUUGGGAUUUAGAAGUUUUCAACAACGAGGAAAACAUCGACAACAUAUUGCCAACUAUCUUGGAGUUGAUGAAAUAGUUUGCUUCGAGAGUGCCAAGGUGUAUCUCCAGCACAUUGAUUAAGACAAAAUGCCCUGCGUACAAAUUUUACUCCUAAACUUCGUUGAAUAAAUAUAUAUAUUUUUAUGGUGAGAGA
Messenger RNA from Athalia rosae (coleseed sawfly), 829 nucleotides. It is a transcript of the gene Pmvk, whose product is annotated as probable phosphomevalonate kinase. The transcript is spliced from 4 exons. Gene Ontology annotation, cellular component: cytoplasm. Gene Ontology annotation, molecular function: phosphomevalonate kinase activity. Gene Ontology annotation, biological process: cholesterol biosynthetic process; isopentenyl diphosphate biosynthetic process, mevalonate pathway. Bases 98 to 712 code for a protein of 204 amino acids. NCBI's taxonomy places the organism in Eukaryota, Metazoa, Arthropoda, Insecta, Hymenoptera, Athaliidae. The record is from RefSeq and is a predicted model, not a curated record.